Molecule: messenger RNA, 2274 nt
Organism: Pocillopora verrucosa
Lineage: Eukaryota; Metazoa; Cnidaria; Anthozoa; Scleractinia; Pocilloporidae
Source: RefSeq, a predicted model, not a curated record
AUGGGAAGGCAGUUAAUGGAAUAUGAAACUGUUUUCAAAGAAGCUAUUUUAACAGUGGGAAGAUUACUAAAAGAUGUGGGAGAAACGUGGUCACUUGAAGACGAACUGAUGGCGCCAAAAGACGUCUCACAAAUGACAGAGUGCUACAUUGCUCAGACGGCCACAUUUGCUGUCCAGUACGCAACCGCACAGCUUCUUAAGUCCUGGAAAAUUCUUCCGUCUGCUGUUAUAGGUCAAAGUUUUGGAGAGUUGGCAGCUGCCUGUGUUUCUGGAAUCAUAACUGUCAAGGAGGCACUUCAGCUGGUAGUAAUUCGCUCCACUCUUCAUGAUAGCUGCCCAAAGAAUGGAGGAAUGGCUGCCCUGGGCUUGUGUGAGGCAAAAGCCAGGGAGUUACUUUUAAAUCUAAGGUUAAACGCCACCCUUGACAUAGCAGCAGUUAAUGAUGCAGACGGUGUUACUGUAGCGGGUGAUUUGAAAUUCAUCGAAGCUCUGGGGGAACAUCUAUCGGUGAACGCAAGAGAUGUUUACUGGCGCGUUUAUGGAACAAAUCGUGCAUUUCACAGUUCACAGAUGGAACCCAUCAAAAUCCCUUUUCAGGAAGCUUUGAAAAGGGUUCAACUAAAGCCUCAGUUAUCAAAGAUUCCGAUGUAUUCUUGCGUUGAAGGCGAAAUUGUCUCAGGUCAGCAGUUAAACAGCGAUUACUGGUGGCGAAAUAUUCGCUGUCCUGUUCGCUUCUAUUCAGCAAUGAAACACCUACUACGGGAUGGUUACAGGCAGAUAAUUGAGAUAAGCAUGCAGCCAUUUCUUUUCCGCCACGUGAACCGGAUAGCUCUUCAGGAAAAUCUAACGGAACGGGAAAGGCCCGUUGUUUUUACAACUCUUCCUCAUAAGACAGUGCCAAUCGAGGACCAACACAAAUAUUUCCUUCAGAACACGGUAUGUAAAUUGUUUACAGUGGGAUUUCCUAUAGACUGGAACUCGGUGGAGGGGAACCGAUCAGCGAGGUUCAUCCGGUCCGAAACAUCUCCACGGCUGGAAAGCAGCUCUUGUUACAGGGAACAUCCACCACAACCAAAAGAGCAACCAAUUAGUUCCAGAGAAACCAUUAAGAGGCCAACUCAUCCUUAUCUAUCAAAAGUCAAAACGACCGACUUAUGUUUAAGACUACACUGCUGGGAGACUGAGAAUGAUCUAUUAAACAUUACAUCUCUGAAGAACCACGACCUAAUCGAGGGAGGUGCCGCUAUGUCUGGGGUUGCUUACCGGGAGAUGGCCUUUGCAAUGGUAAAUGACAAAUUUGUUCAUAUCCUUAGCCUGGAUCUGGGUAAUGUGAAGCUUUCAAGUCCUCCCACUCUUCCAAAAACACAGGUUGGAUCCUUAAGUCCCCGCCUUUUAACGACAGGCAGCAGUGAGAAUUGGGGUGAAGUGCGUAACCCUGCUGCUCCGUACGUUCAGCUGAUCGUCAAAGAACAGCGCCAUGGAUCAUAUUUUCUCGGAGAAUAUUCAUAUGGAAGGUUCCAGAGUGUGGAGUAUCCCGUGAUUGACACACUUCCCUGGUCAUCGCGUUCACAGAACAUAACCAUUAGGCUAUUUGAAAAAACUUGCAGUAGUAGACAAAUGAGAGAGAUACACUAUCAAGACUGGAUCAUCGAUAAAUUACAUAAAAGCUAUACUAAUGGUCUUACUUCCUACAUUUUAAAGACUCUAAGAGAAGCUCUCCUGAAGAAUCAAACUAUUUUCAAUAAGGAGUACCAAGAAUGGCAGCCUGCUGAGGUUCGAAGUCCUCUCUCAUUUCUUAAAUGCCAGAAUAAUAGAUUUUUGCCACGUAAUCCCACAACAUAUGGCAUCGAGGAAGUCUGGAGCCAGUUAGUAGAUAAAGGUAGCACAGUACUCGUUUGUCCUGGUGAUCAUUACUCCCUUAGUGAGUUACCUCGAGCGCAAGUAACAGGCGGUAUCUUAGCAACUGCCCCGGCCAUCAACUGCUGCAUGUUGCUACCAGAAUUGCCCACACUUCCAAUAAUGUUUACCCAAAGACGUGCUGUGGAGAAACUUUCCGGCGGUGUACAUGUAGGCGUGUUCCUUCACUCAAAGAGAGGCAACAAAAUGCCGCGUUACAGAGACCUAUUUUUCCGAGAAGAUUUCCACAAACUUGAGUUGAGAUCAAAACCUGGCGAAAGAGAAGCGAUUCAAAACGAGGAAACUAAAAAAGAUCAUGGAUCUGAAAGGGUAACGAUACUCUUUACUUUAGGUUACGUUGUCAAUAUUUUUGUCUAA